UCGGCGAACAUGGCGGCGGCGACGGUCGGGCGGGACACUUUACCUGAGCACUGGUCCUACGGGGUGUGCCGGGACGGCCGCGUCUUCUUCAUCAAUGACCAGCUCCGCCGCACGACCUGGCUGCACCCGCGCACCGGGGAGCCAGUCAACUCGGGCCACAUGAUCCGCUCAGACCUGCCCCGCGGCUGGGAGGAGGGCUUCACGGAGGAGGGCGCCAGCUACUUCAUCGACCAUAACCAGCAGACCACAGCAUUCAGGCAUCCUGUGACGGGGCAGUUUUCUCCAGAAAACAGUGAAUUCAUUCUUCAAGAAGAGCUGAAUCCACAUAUGUCGAAGCACGAGAAAAACCAAAGACCGUCCAGCAUGGUCAGUGAAACAUCCACGGCUGGGACCGCCUCCACCCUGGAGGCCAAGCCUGGACCCAAGAUCAUAAAGUCCAGCAAUAAAGUCCACAGCUUUGGGAAGAGAGACCAGGCCAUUCGGAGGAACCCCAAUGUUCCCGUGGUGGUGAGGGGCUGGCUGCACAAGCAGGACAGUUCUGGGAUGAGGCUAUGGAAAAGGAGGUGGUUUGUGCUUGCUGAUUACUGCUUAUUUUACUAUAAAGACAGCCGAGAAGAAGCGGUCCUUGGGAGCAUCCCCUUGCCCAGCUACGUGAUCUCACCUGUGGCCCCUGAGGAUCGCAUAAGCCGCAAAUACUCCUUUAAGGCUGUGCACACGGGGAUGCGAGCGCUCAUCUAUAACAGCUCCACUGCGGGCUCUCAGGCCGAGCAGUCAGGCAUGAGGACCUACUACUUCAGUGCUGACACCCAGGAGGACAUGAACGCUUGGGUCAGGGCCAUGAACCAGGCUGCACAGGUGCUGUCUCGAUCAUCACUGAAGAGGGACAUGGAGAGGGUGGAGCGGCAGGCUGUCCCCCAGGCCAACCACACAGAGUCCUGUCACGAAUGUGGCCGGGUGGGACCUGGACAUAUGAGAGAUUGUUCUCAUCGUGGCCAUGAUGACAUUGUCAACUUCGAGAGGCAGGAGCAGGAGGGAGAGCAGUACCGUUCCCAGAGGGACCCGCUGGAGGGCAAGCGGGACCGGAGCAAGGCCAGGUCUCCGUACUCGCCGGCCGAGGAGGAUGCCUUGUUUAUGGAUUUACCCAGUGGCCCAAGAGGCCAGCAGGCACAGCCCCAACGGGCAGAGAAGAAUGGAAUGCUGCCUGCCUCAUAUGGCCCAGGAGAACAGAAUGGGACUGGCGGGUACCAGCGGGCCUUUCCUCCCAGGACCAACCCUGAAAAACACAGCCAAAGGAAGAGCAAUCUGGCCCAGGUGGAGCACUGGGCAAGGGCCCAGAAGGGGGACAGCAGGAGUCUUCCCUUGGACCAGACGCUUCCUCGCCAGGGUCCUGGCCAAUCCCUGUCCUUCCCAGAAAACUACCAGACUCUUCCCAGGAGCACCCGACACCCCUCGGGGGGCUCCUCGCCACCUCCCCGAAACCUGCCAAGUGACUACAAGUACGCGCAGGACCGAGCCAGCCACCUGAAGAUGUCGAGUGAAGAGCGCCGGGCGCACCGGGAUGGCACUGUGUGGCAGCUCUACGAGUGGCAGCAGCGCCAGCAGUUCCGGCACGGCAGCCCCACGGCACCCAUCUGCCUUGGCUCCCCAGAGUUCACCGACCAGGGCCGGAGCAGGAGCAUGCUAGAGGUGCCCCGCUCCGUCUCUGUGCCUCCAUCUCCCUCGGACAUCCCUCCCCCGGGACCCCCAAGGGUCUUCCCACCCCGGCGGCCACACACGCCAGCAGAGCGAGUCACAGUGAAGCCACCGGACCAGAGGAGGAGUGUGGACAUCUCACUGGGGGAUUCUCCAAGGAAGGCACGGGGCCACGCUGUCAAGAACUCGUCUCACGUGGACCGACGCUCCAUGCCCUCCAUGGGUUACAUGACCCACACCGUCAGUGCUCCCAGUUUACAUGGAAAAUCGGCUGAUGACACCUACCUCCAGCUGAAGAAAGACCUGGAGUACCUGGAUCUAAAGAUUAAAAAUAAUGAACCUUUGAUCAACGUGCUUUACAAAGUGCUGAAGAAGUCAGCACGGGGCUGUCGGCCCAGGAGAAGCAUGACAGGCCGGGACCUUCUCAAGGAUCGAAGUCUGAAGCCUGUGAAGAUCGCUGAGAGCGACAUUGACGUCAAACUGAGCAUCUUCUGCGAACAGGACAGGAUCCUCCAGGACUUGGAAGACAAGAUACGAGCCCUUAAAGAGAACAAAGACCAGCUAGAAUCUGUGCUGGAGGUGUUGCACAGACAGAUGGAACAGUACCAAGACCAGCCCCAGCACUUGGAGAAGAUUGCCUACCAGCAGAAGUUACUGCAGGAGGACCUCGUCCAUAUCCGAGCUGAGCUCUCCAGAGAGUCCACUGAGAUGGAAAAUGCUUGGAACGAAUACCUGAAGUUGGAGAAUGAUGUGGAACAGCUGAAGCAGACCCUGCAGGAGCAACACAGAAGAGCCUUUUUUUUCCAGGAGAAAUCGCAGAUACAGAAAGAUCUAUGGAGAAUUGAAGAUGUCACUGCAGGCCUGAGUGCAAAUAAAGAGAACUUCAGAAUUCUAGUGGAGUCUGUCAAAAAUCCAGAGAGAAAAACGGUGCCUUUGCUUCCUCACCCGCCUGUGCCUUCACUCUCAACUUCUGAGAGCAAGCCGCCCCUACAGCCCAGUCCUCCCUCCAGCCCUGUGCGGACCCCUCUGGAGGUUCGACUCUUCCCCCAGCUGCAAACAUACGUGCCGUACCGACCUCACCCACCCCAACUGAGGAAAGUGACAUCCCCCCUUCAGUCACCAACUAAGAUGAAGCCCAAAGUUCAGGAAGAUGAAGCCCCUCCCAGGCCCCCACUCCCCGAACUCUACAGCCCAGAGGACCAGCCCCCGGCCGUGCCGCCUCUGCCGAGAGAGGCCACCAUCAUCCGGCACACGUCCGUGCGGGGCCUCAAGCGGCAGUCAGAUGAGAGGAAGCGAGACCGGGAGCUGGGGCAGUGUGUGAACGGGGACUCCAGGGUGGAGCUGCGGUCGUAUGUCAGUGAGCCUGAGCUGGCGACCCUCAGCGGGGACAUAGCCCAGCCCUCCCUGGGACUUGUGGGCCCUGAGAGCAGGUACCAGACGCUGCCAGGCAGAGGGCUGUCAGGGUCCAUGUCAAGGCUCCAGCAGUCAUCCACCAUUGCUCCCUACGUCACACUCCGGAGGGGUCUCAAUGCCGAAAGCAGCAAGGCGACCUUCCCUAGACCCAAGAGUGCCUUGGAGCGCCUGUACUCAGGGGAUCACCAGCGGGGCAAGAUGAGUGCGGAGGAGCAGCUGGAGCGCAUGAAGCGACACCAGAAGGCCCUGGUCCGAGAGCGCAAGAGGACACUGGGCCAAGGGGAGAGGACAGGCCUGCCCUCAUCUCGCUACCUCAGCCGGCCACUCCCUGGAGAUCUUGGCUCAUGGAAGCGUGAGCAGGACUUUGACCUGCAGUUGCUGGAACGGGUCGUGCAAGGGGAAAAAAAGGACAAGGAGGAGAAUGGCUGGUUGAAAGUGCAGGCCAUGCCUGUCACUGAGUUGGACCUGGAGCCUCAAGACUAUGACUUGGACAUCAGCAGAGAGUUGUCCAAACCAGAGAAGGUGUCAAUUCCUGAGCGCUACGUGGAGCUAGAUCCCGAAGAGCCACCUAGCCUUGAGGAGCUGCAAGCGCGUUACCGCAAAGCUGAGAAGAUCCGCAACAUCCUCGCCCGGUCAAGCAUGUGCAACCUGCAGCCGACCUCAGGCCAGGACCGGAACAGUAUGGCUGACCUGGACUUGCAGCUGCAGGAGCAGGAGCGCAUCAUCAACAUCUCCUAUGCCCUGGCCUCCGAGGCCUCCCAGCGUAGCAGGCAGGUGGCAGCCCUGGCAGUGACUGACCCGUGACUCAGCACACGAAGGAGAAGCCUGGAGCCAGGGGCCCAGUGGAACCAGCUUCCUCCGAGGAGAUGACCUUUCUGCCCCCAAGGAAACCCCUUCCAGCUGAGCAGGGAAUCUGGCUGGAGGAAGGAGGAGCUUACUGACUACAGGUGUUCACCACAGGCCAGGUCCUAAUAUGCACCCACUAGUUUAGCUCAGACUCCUCUCUACAUAUAAAUGGUAAAGGCACUUUUGAUACACACUGUAAAAUACACUGUAUUUUAGAAUCGGAAUCUAUUUUCUAAUGUUCACCUCAUGGGCUGAGUGGCAGGAAGGGUGAGGAUGCAGGACUUUGCAGCUGCACAUACAGAUUCGGGUACUUUGGGUGACAGGUGUUGGGGGGUGGGAAGGGCGGGGCAAGCAGAGGCUAGUCCAGCUUCCAAUGACCUCAGGAGAAAGUGAGAUUUGAAGAGGUGUUCCCAGUAGACUCCAGCAAGAGGCUGGUUGGUGUGCUGUCUGGGAGAAGAGGGGCCCUUGGCUGCAGAGAUCAGCUGUCCCUGACCUGAUGACCCGCUCUAUGUGAAACUCCACCAGGAUGGCACGUGGAGCCCAAGUCUGUGCCUUGCCCCUUGGGUUUGGCUUAGGGGCAACAGUGUGUUCAAGAGUACUGGGCCCCACAGGCUUCCCUCAACAAAGGGCUCUUGUCAGAAAGAAAAAAGCAGUUUGCUUUCUCUCUUUUUUUUUUUUGAGACGGAGUUUCACUCUUAUUGCCCAGGCUGGAGUGCAGUGGCACGAUCUUGGUUCACCGCAACCUCUGCCUCCCGGGUUCAAGUGAUUCUCCUGCCUCAGCCUCCCCAGUAGCUGGGAUUACAGGCGUAUGCCACCACGCCCAGCUAAUUUUGUAUUUUUAGUAGAGACGAGGUUUCUCCGUGUUGGUCAGGCUGGUCUUGAACCCCCGACCUCAGGUUAUCCACCCGCCUCGGCCUCCCAAAGUGUUGGGAUUACAGGUGUGAGCCACCACGCCUGGCCUGCUUUCAUUUUUAACAGUACACAUUAAAGUACAGAAAACGUGAGAGGAAGCAACUUUCAUUGUAUUAUAGCAAUAAACUCCAUACUGGGUGACAUCUACCUAGAAAUCCCUUCCCUCCAACCAGGCCAUGAUGGGAACCUUUGCGGCCUGCCCUUGGAGAAUCCCGGGUUGGCUUCCUGGGACUCAGGUCUGGUGGCAGGAGGGCAGCAGUGUGCCCCCACUAUCCCUCAUGGCCUGCCGCCAGCAGGGCCAUAAUGGCAGGACUUGGAUUUGACUUCCAGCCCCACAUGAGGGGGGGACUACCAAGCCAGGUGCAGUGUUUGUGGUCCUUUAUUUAAGUGGUGUUCUUAUCUUAUUCUGCAUAUAAAAAAUGACGUUUAAAUGGAAAUACAACAACAACAAAAACCUCCAUUGGGUGGAGCCACACUUUAAAUGAAAACUUCUCUUUGACUAUGCUCAGAAAAAAAAUAGAAUUUUGAAUAUAUUUAGCAGUUGUCGUCUAUUUUUAACUAACUCCAUAUGCUGCCAGUAUCAACUUCAUGACAUUUGCCAAAAUAAAAUUUUAUUUUUGCCUUUGUAAGAUUUUCUUGGAGAAAAUGAAAUGAAUAUUUUGCAAGAAAAAGUUAAUUUAAAAAUGUAAUGGUUUGCAAAAAAAAAUGUGAUGUACAGAUUAAAAUAUUAACCUGA
This is a messenger RNA of Rhinopithecus roxellana (golden snub-nosed monkey), 5599 nucleotides long. It is a transcript of the gene PLEKHA7, whose product is annotated as pleckstrin homology domain containing A7. Bases 10 to 3909 code for a protein of 1299 amino acids. The transcript is spliced from 28 exons. Gene Ontology annotation, cellular component: zonula adherens; pore complex. Gene Ontology annotation, molecular function: protein binding. The record is from RefSeq and is a predicted model, not a curated record. Lineage: Eukaryota; Metazoa; Chordata; Mammalia; Primates; Cercopithecidae. Gene Ontology annotation, biological process: pore complex assembly; cell-cell adhesion mediated by cadherin; epithelial cell-cell adhesion.